UUCUGCUGUGCUGUCCCGGCGCGAGGGUGUUUGAUUUGCCUAGCACAGUCUGGGACAGCGUUUGCGCCCUGCCUCGCCUUUCCUCGGGGCAGCGCAGGGGUUCAGGCAGGCAGCAGAGCUCCCCUCGGAGCAGGCGCCGAAAGGCCAGGGCUCGCUGGUGAAGCUCCACGAGGCGAAGGCGUGUCCGACCCACCAGCCGGCGCCAUGGAUGUGUUCAACCGGAACAUUGACUUCAAUGCGCUCUUCAAGUUUUCCCACAUCUCCGCCUCCACCCAGCAGCACCUGAAGAAGGUCUAUGCCAGCUUUGCUCUCUGCAUGUUUGUGGCUGGGGCCGGCGCCCUCCGCCACUUACCUGUCUGUGUCCAACAGCUCAACCUGCUCUCUGGCCUGGGCUCCCUGGGACUGCUGAUCUGGCUCACGGCCACGCCCCACAGCAGGGAGACGGAGCAGAAGAGGCUGGGGAUGCUGGCUGGCUUUGCCUUCCUGACUGGAGCCAACCUGAGCCCUCUCCUGGAAAUGUGCAUCGCCAUCAACCCCAGCAUCAUCCCCACGGCCUUCCUGGGCACCGCUGUGAUCUUCAGCUGCUUCUCGCUGAGCGCCCUCUACGCCCGACGCCGCAGCUUCCUGUACCUGGGAGGCGUCCUCCUCUCUGGCCUCUUGCUGAUGCUGCUCUUCUCCGUGGUUAACAUCUUCGUGGGGUCCACUUGGCUCUUCACGGCUAACCUGUACCUCGGGCUGAUGGUCAUGUGCGGCUUCGUGCUCUUCGACACGCAGCUCAUCAUCGAGAAAGCAGAGAGCGGGGACAAGGAUUACAUCUGGUAGGGAGGGGCGUGGCAGCGCCGA
Pelodiscus sinensis (Chinese soft-shelled turtle) is the source of this 843-nucleotide messenger RNA. The record is from RefSeq and is a predicted model, not a curated record. NCBI's taxonomy places the organism in Eukaryota, Metazoa, Chordata, Testudines, Trionychidae.